Messenger RNA from Acanthisitta chloris (rifleman), 3315 nucleotides. RefSeq names its product retinal guanylyl cyclase 2-like. Gene Ontology annotation, molecular function: peptide receptor activity; guanylate cyclase activity; ATP binding. NCBI's taxonomy places the organism in Eukaryota, Metazoa, Chordata, Aves, Passeriformes, Acanthisittidae. Gene Ontology annotation, biological process: receptor guanylyl cyclase signaling pathway; protein phosphorylation; cGMP biosynthetic process. The record is from RefSeq and is a predicted model, not a curated record.
AUGUCACUUCUCCUAUGGUGUAAUAACAACUUGUUCUGGGUGCUACUGAGGCACAUUAGAUUGCAUCACUUCAACAUCAGAAAUCCAUUCAAGGCUUUUUUCCAGGCUCUCUGGUGGGUGCUAUUGGGAAUAUUUCUGCUUUGCUCUCCAGCACAUUGUUCUGUCUUUAAGAUUGGACUGCUUGGACCCUGGAAAUGUGACCCGUUCUUUUCCAAAGCCUUUCCCCAUGUGGCUGCCAGGUUAGCUGUGGGACGAAUAAGCAAAGAUCCUUCACUAGAUCUUGGCCACAGCCUGGAUUAUGUGAUCCUGCAAGAAGAAUGUGAGACAUCAAGAGCUCUGGUUAGAUUCAUUGACUUUGGAAAGCUUUCCUCAGCUUUCACAGGCCCUCUAAACCCUGGUUUCUGUGAGGUGGCUACGCAUUUAGGGGAAAACUGGAAUAAAGCUAUCUUCUCAUGGAUGUGCAUUAAUUAUAAGCUGGAUUCCACCAUUCAUCACCCUAUGUUUCCAAGGACCCUCCCGUCUCCAACUCAAGUUUUGUUUACAGUAAUGAAAUAUUUUAACUGGGCUCAUGUUGGCAUCAUUGCAUCCAAUGAGGAUAUUUGUAUUUACACAGCCAACAACUUAGCAAGUGCAAUCAGGAACCAGGGGCUGCAUGUAGGCAUUGUUACAUCCAUGCAUAAAGGAGAAAAAGGCAUUGAAGACACAUGGAAUGAGAUUAAAGAAGUUAAGGACAUUAAAAUUAUACUCCUGUGCAUGCAUUCUGUUCUCAUUGGAGGGGAGGAACAGGCCGCCUUACUCACAAAAGCUCUGGAAAUGGGACUAGCAGAUGGAAGAUAUGUCUUUGUUCCAUAUGACACUUUACUGUACAGUCUUCCAUACCAAAACAACUCAUUCAACAUCUUCAAUAAUGACAGCAAGCUCCAGAAAGCAUAUGAUGCUGUGCUGACUAUCACACUGGAGUCUAGAGAAAGGACUUUUUAUGAUGCAUUCAGGGAAGCUAAAGAAAGUGGUGAAAUAACCAGGGAUCUGGAAGCCACACAGGUUUCUCCACUCUUUGGAACAAUAUAUGAUGCUGUUUACUUCAUGGCAAUGGCUCUAGACAGUGCCCGGAGGAAAGGAGUCAGAGUCUCAGGAGCUAACAUAGCUGAGCACACAAAAAACUUCAGUUUCCCUGGAUUUAGUCACUGGGUAGAGACAGACAGCUGUGGGAAGGGGCUGAGCAACUAUGUGAUACUGGACACAGAUGGUCAUGGGAACCAGCUCUUCCCAACCCACAUGACAUCUUUGGACUUUGUGUUGUCCCUAGGCCAGGCCAUCCACUUUCCCAAUGAAGUUCCACCCAAGACAGACUCCAGCUGUUGGUUUGAUCCAGAUGUUCUCUGCACAGAAGGGAUAGAGCCUGCAGUCAUUAUGUUGGGAGUAAUGCUGACAUUUGCCCUGUCAUUGUGUGCUGUGGGCCUGGCUUCUCUCAUCAGGCAGAGUAUCUUGAACAACCAGUUUUUCAAGGGUCCGAACAAGAUAAUACUGACCUUGGAUGAUCUCAUCUUCAUCAACCCAGAUCUACAUAGAAAGAGGCUGACCUUGGACAGUAUGAUUGACGCAAACAGCAUAGCAGUCAAUGGCAGAAGCCUGAAAUCCAUAACUCGUUCCUUUUCCUUGAAAAGCACAACUGCCAUCCAUGAAACCUCCAAUGUGGCUUCGUAUGAGGGAGACUGGGCGUGGCUGAAAAAAUUUGAGAUGGGAGCAGUUCACAAUCUGCAGUAAAGCUCCACCAGCAUCUUAAGGAAGAUGAAAGAUUUGCAUCAUGAAAAUGUAAAUCUGUUCCUGGGCUUUUUCUCUGACUGUGGCAUCUUUACCAUAGUGACGGAGUACUGCUCUCAAGGAAGCCUGGAGGACUUGCUGAGAAAUGAAGAUAUGAAACUGGACUGGAUGUUCAAGUCCUCUCUCAUGAUGGAUCUAAUUAAAGGAAUUAGAUAUUUGCAUCACCGAGAUUUUGCCCAUGGACAUCUCAAGUCUCAUAACUGCGUUGUGGAUGGCCGGUUUGUGCUGAAGAUCACUGACUAUGGUUAUAAUGAGCUCUUAGAAGCACAGAAAUGUCCAUAUAUUCAGCCACUCCCACAGGAAUUGCUCUGGACAGCUCCUGAGUUACUGAGGGAACCAGACAUGCACAGAAAAGGCACAUUCAAAGGGGACAUUUACAGCUUUGCAAUAAUCUUACAAGAGGUGGUUACUCGGGGUCCACCAUACUGCACAUCAGAACUCUCAGCUGAAGAAAUUAUAAAAAAAGUGAAGAAGCCCCCUCCGUGCCACCCAAGCAUAGCCCCUGAGGCAGCUCCCCUGACAUGCCUCCAGAUAAUGAAGCAAUGCUGGGCUGAGGCCCCGGAGCAACAUCCAACCUUUGAGGAGGUAUUUCAUAAGUUCAAAGCCAUCAACAAAGGGAAAAAGACCAAUAUAACUGAUUCAAUGCUCAGGAUGCUUGAGCAGUAUUCAAGCAGCCUAGAAGGUUUAAUCAGGGAGCGGACUGAAGAGCUAAAGAAUGAAAAACAGAAGACAGAAAUGCUACUGUCACAAAUGCUUCCACCAUCAGUGGCAGAAGCCCUUAAGACUGGCAGCACUGUAGAACCAGAGCAUUUUGACCAGGUGACCAUCUACUUCAGUGACAUUGUGGGCUUCACAUCCAUCUCAGCCUUCAGUGAACCCAUUGAAGUAGUUGACCUUCUGAACAACCUUUCCACAUUAUUUGAUGCUGUUCUUAGAAACCAUGACGUUUACAAGGUGGAGACAAUUGGUGAUGCCUACAUGGUCGCUUCAGGGCUCCCAAAACGGAAUGGAAACAAGCACGUGGCUGAGAUAGCCAACAUGUCCUUGGACAUCCUCAGCUCAGUAGGAACAUUCAAAAUGAGACACAUGCCAGACUUUCCUCUCAGGAUACGAAUCGGGCUGCAACCAGGGCCUUGUGUGGCAGGUGUGGUGGGGCUAACCAUGCCACGGUACUGCCUCUUUGGAGACACAGUGAACACGGCAUCACGAAUGGAGUCCACCGGCCUCCCUUACAGAAUUCAUGUCAGCCAAAGUACAGUGGAUACGCUUUGGAGUCUGAAUGAAGGCUAUGAAAUCACACCUAAGGAAAAAACAGAACUGAAGGGUAAAGGAGUAGAAGACACAUAUUGGCUGACUGGAAAAAAAGGCUUUCUGAAGCCCUUACCUAAACCUCCUGAAAUAAAGCCAAGGUAUGUAGCUCAUGGGUUACUCCCAGAAGAAAUUGCAGAGUUCAAAAGGAGGAAAGCUGAAAAACUCCUUGGCAAAAGGGCCUAG